This is a messenger RNA of Protobothrops mucrosquamatus (brown spotted pit viper), 2305 nucleotides long. RefSeq names its product cytochrome b5 reductase 4. The record is from RefSeq and is a predicted model, not a curated record. Gene Ontology annotation, cellular component: endoplasmic reticulum. Lineage: Eukaryota; Metazoa; Chordata; Lepidosauria; Squamata; Viperidae. Gene Ontology annotation, molecular function: oxidoreductase activity; heme binding. Gene Ontology annotation, biological process: superoxide metabolic process; generation of precursor metabolites and energy.
CAGCAGGCCGAACCCGGAAGCGGUUUAAGCUCUCUCCGGCUCCGUUUUCCAUACAGGGAAGUGGAGGAUUGUCGGCCUCCCGUCUGAUUGCAGCGGGAAGAUGCUGAACGUGCCUUCUCAGUCUUUUCCUGCCCCCGACUCACAGCAGCGGGUGGCCCUCGCGGGACGCAGCAAGGUACCUUUGAAAUCAGGUCGAAGUCUUAUGGACUGGAUACGGUUAACCAAAAGUGGAAAAGAUCUAACUGGUCUAAAAGGGAGAUUAUUAGAAGUUACUGAAGAAGAGCUUAUGAAACAUAAUAAAAGGGAUGACUGUUGGAUAUGUAUUAGAGGUUCAUCGCUGGGUCAAUUAUGAAUCAAUGCUGAAAGAAUGUCUGGUUGGAAGAAUAGCCCUGAAACCUGCAGCUUCUCUAAAAGAAAUUUGUCCCCCUGUAAUUGAAGAAAACAGGACCUUGAAUGGCAUACUUCCGAAAAAAAAAGAUUUGGAUGACUGUUCCAAAGAAAUUUUUCCCAGUUAUGACUGGUUCCAGACACAAGAUUCAGUCACUUUGGUAAUAUACACUAAACAAAAGGAUAUGAAUUCUGAAUUGGUGAUAGCAGAUGUUCAAGAAUAUACAUUAAGAGGAGAAAUAAUUGUGAAAGACUUCUCAUACCUUAUACAUGUCGAACUGAGUUAUGCAGUUUAUAAAGAUAUGAUAGUACAGAUUUCUGAAAAUGUGGGAAAAGUGGAAUUUGUUCUGAAGAAGAAAGAAAAUUUGUCCUGGAGAAAACUUGGGCAGCCUCUAGAGAAUCAUAAUUCUUUUGUCAAAUGUACAGAUAGAGGUUUGUAUUAUAGGAAAUGCAAGCUGUUGUCAAAGACAAACGUCAGUCAUGAUACUAGACUGUUCUGUGUAGAGUUACCGCCAGGAACACAUCUCCAAGUGCCAGUGGGACACCAUCUUUACCUCAAACAAACAAUUACAGGUACAGAGAUAGUCAAGCCUUACACACCAGUAUUAUCUUAUUUGGUAUCACCAUUCAAAAUCCCCUCUUCCAAUGAUAAGGCACAAAUAUUUUUUAUAAUUAAAAUUUAUCCUGAAGGACUUUUUACACCGGUGCUUGACACUUUACAAAUAGGAGACUAUAUUUCUCUGAGUAAUCCUGAAGGUACUUUUAGAAAAUCACAACUGGAAGAUGUAGAAGAUUUGCUUUUAUUGGCAGGAGGCACCGGAUUCACACCGAUGGUUAAACUGCUCAGCUAUGCCUUAAGUAAUAGUCCUACCCUCAGGGCAGUAAAAAUGAUGUUCUUCAACAAGACAGAAGACGAUAUACUUUGGAAAAGUCAGCUGGAGCAGUUAGCCCUUAAGGACACAAGGUUUGACAUUCAGUUUGUUCUCUCAGAGCCAAAGAAAGAAUGGCCAGGCAAACAGGGAAAAAUCUCCCUCUCUCUGCUUUCUGAAUUUGUGAAGAGAAGUCAACACGGGUCUAAAAUACUUAUAUGCAUUUGUGGUCCAUUACCAUUUAUGGAACAAGGAAUACAGUUUUUACAAACUCUUGGACACUCGGGUAAUGAUGUACAUUGUUUUACCGCAUAACAAAAAGAGAACAUUGGAACUCCUGUACAUAUAUUUCAUCAUCAUAUUUAUUACUUUCAUUUGAAGUUCAGCAGGAAAAUAUUAUGCAUGAAUAAUGUUCAUUUUAAUAUAAGUACUUGAAUUCUGUAUUCUCGGCCAAGAAAUAAUUUUAUAUUCUGCUUAUUUGUAAUUAUAUUUAUCUUUGCUACAAUGUGAACUGAAAUAUUUUAGAUAAAUUAGAUCAUUUUAUAUGCAUUGAGAAGAUAUGAACUCUAAUCUCCGUGAAGAAAGGUUUAGUAGCAUUCUUUUGCACUGAUAAGCAUCAGAUACCUUUUCUUACAUUAUAAUUUUGUUACUGUAAAAUAACUUAUUGGCAAUAUAUUAGAAAAGUACAUAUAAAGUGGUUAACUCAGGAAAACGAUUGGUUGCAAUAUAAUCAUAUUAAUAUAAAGUUCUAGUGUUAAAAAUGUUAGCUUUGUGUUCUAAUUCACAAUACAUGAAUUUUAUAUAAUGAAUUCCUUUUUUGUAUAAGACUAAUAAAGCAAGGAAAUGUUGCAUUAAAAGGAAAUAUUUGUAUUAUUUCAGUCUUCUGUAUUGACUUUAGGAGAUUAAGAAUUACUUGACAUCUCAUAUUCUGGAAGGAUUGCUUUCUGAAUAUAGGUACUCUUCAAACACAGUCUUCCAGAGAAAAAUUGAAGGUCUUAUUUUAAAAUACCCAAAGGAUGCUCGCUCUGGAAAUCUUGAUCAGGAAACUC